CGCGCGGGGCUGCGCACGGCAGCCGGCCAGCAGGCACAGGGGGAGCAAAGGCCCGAGACCCCGCCGGCGGGGCAGCGCUCCGCGGGGCAGUUCGCUCUCCCCGGGGAGCUGUGCGCGCCGGGCCCGGACAGGCCGGGCUCUCAGAUCAGGAGACUGACAAGUGGAAGACUGAAGCGGAACUGCAGAGCCAGGUGCCCUCGGCAGCAAGCCCACGCCAGCACAGCCGGGAGCGGCGCGGCCGCAGACUGCAGAGAGCCCAGGGGACAGCACACCCGCGCCCGUGCCACAGCUUCUCACACGCUCAACUGCGGCUCAUGUUCAUGCUUAAUUCUGCUCCCUGAAAACCAACUUUUAAAACUCGCUCCACGGUAAAAUGAACAAGCGUGGAGCCACGCACACACCUGUCCCCGUGGCCUCACACAUGGCUCUCACUUAUUCACACAACAAAAAAGAAAGCAAACAUUGGUUUUGGAAGGCGAAACCCAUACAGAAAUCCAUCUUUUGACCACUGAAAUCAGGGACACACUACUACUGUUAAUUACCGAAAACACUUAGGGGCACAAACCAUUUUUUUCUAAAACACUCAAUUCAUUUUUUUAAUAAAUAUUUGUAAGUUA
Molecule: messenger RNA, 617 nt
Organism: Chinchilla lanigera (long-tailed chinchilla)
Lineage: Eukaryota; Metazoa; Chordata; Mammalia; Rodentia; Chinchillidae
Product: translation initiation factor IF-2-like
Source: RefSeq, a predicted model, not a curated record